Messenger RNA from Amaranthus tricolor (Joseph's coat), 690 nucleotides. RefSeq lists its product as uncharacterized. NCBI's taxonomy places the organism in Eukaryota, Viridiplantae, Streptophyta, Magnoliopsida, Caryophyllales, Amaranthaceae. The record is from RefSeq and is a predicted model, not a curated record. The coding region runs from base 1 to 690 and encodes 229 amino acids. The transcript is spliced from 2 exons. Gene Ontology annotation, molecular function: nucleic acid binding.
AUGGGCGAACGCACUUGCAUUAGAGAUGUUGCAACAUGUUUAAAUUUGGCACUAUCAACGGUGUGGAGGUUGAUAAAAAGAGGCGAGAUAAAGGCUCAUUCAAAUCCACUACACCCGGCUUUAACCGAUGCCAACAAAAUAAGGAGGGUGGAGUGGAUUUUGAGCCUUAUCCAAGAAGACACGAUUCAAAGACACUCGAUUUACAAAGUAAUGUACGAUUUUAUUCACAUGGACGAGAAGUGGUUUUAUUUAACCAAGAAAACGCAAAGGGUUUAUUUAGCACACAAAGAAAAAGUCCCAUAUAAGGCAGCAAAGUCAUCAAAGUUCAUACCUAAGUCCAUGGUGGCAGCACAAAAAGACUCAAAGAAUCGACUAAGGGGGUCAAUAGAAAUAAAACCAACCAAAUCAGUUAAUCAAGAGGUUUAUAGGAGUAUACUUAUACAACAAUUGAUUCCGGCUAUACUAAGAAAAUGGCCAAGUGAAGGACCUUCCAUUAUUUUUAUUCAACAAGAUAAUGCAAGGGUUCAUAUCACAAACGAUGAUCCAAUAUGGCAACAACACAAUAGGCAAGGGGGUUUAACUUUCAUUCUUAUUGAACAACCUCUAAAUAGUUCGGAUUGUAAUAUUCUAGACUUAGGUUUCUUUAGGAGCAUACAAUCACUUAUACAUAAAAAGAUGCCCAAAACAUGA